AUGCAGUUCACCCAGCAAUCUAACGUUUCAGUUUUCGUCAGCAACACUCAGUUAGCAAGAACCCUGAACCAGCUGAUCGAGACUACCAAAAAGGUGUGGAAAGAGGAAACGCAACUCCUGCGACAAAUGAUCGAAAAUUGCGCUGCCUGUCGGGAACCUCCAGUUACACCGCCGCCCACGCCAUCCACCUGCGAAUACAAUUCGCCCUGUUUCCCGGGGUCUGUUUGUCGCAAUACACCACUAGGACCACUUUGCAUUUCGUGCCCACCCGGGUUCACUGGUGACGGAUACCAAUGCACAUCCUUGGUCCAUCCAUGCGCGAGCAAUCCGUGCUUCAGCGGGGUCCGUUGUUACGAACAAAUGAACACUUACAGAUGCGAUCCUUGCCCGAACGGCUACAUCGGCAACGGUUCCCUUUGCAUCGACGUGAACGAGUGCGAGUUGAGUCAACCCUGUUACCCCAAUGUCCGAUGCGUUAACCUGCGUCCCGGGUACAGAUGCGAGUCCUGUCCACCUGGGUACACCGGGUCCAUCGUGGAAGGGGUCGGUCUGGAUUUCGCUGCCUCCCACAAACAGAUCUGUCAGGACGUGAAUGAGUGCGAGAAGAACAACGGUGGCUGCGGUCCGUACACGGAGUGCGUCAACACCCAGGGUUCCUACAAAUGCGGCCCUUGCAAGCCUGGCUUCGAGGGAAACCAAACGGUCGGUUGCCACGCGAAGGGCAAUGUCUGCCCUGAUUUGACCACGGUCUGCGAUGAUAACGCGGAAUGCGUGCCUUUCGACAUCGACCGGUACAAUUGCAAGUGUCGCGUCGGAUGGGCAGGCAAUGGAAUAGUUUGCGGCGUGGACUCCGAUAUUGACGGGAUUCCGGAUGACAAUCUCCGUUGCUACGGUCGACGGUGUCGCGCAGACAAUUGCCCGAUGAGACCGAACAGCGGCCAAGAGGAUGCGGACAUGGACGGAAUCGGCGACGCUUGCGAUCCAGACGCCGAUAACGACGAGGUACCGAACACUUUGGAUAAUUGCCCGUUGCAUUCAAACCCGGGCCAAGAGGACACGGACCGCGACGGCGCAGACAUGGUCGGGGACGUCUGCGAUAACUGCCCGAUGGUGAGAAAUCCGAGGCAGGAGGACACGGACAACGAUGGGGUCGGCGACGCUUGUGACAAUGAUAUCGACAGUGAUGGCAUUCCGAACACCCAGGACAACUGUCCGAGAAACAAGAACAAAGAUCAGACCGACUCGGACAACGACGGAAUUGGAGAUGCCUGCGACAAUUGUCCUAACCAUCCGAACCCGGAUCAACCGGAUCGUGACGGAGACGGUGUGGGCGACGUUUGCGACAACAACAACGACAGGGACAGUGACGGCAUCCAGGACGACAGGGACAACUGUCCCGACGUGCCGAACCCGGGGCAAAACGACGACGAUCACGACGGCAUAGGGAACGAGUGCGACGACGAUAUAGAUAACGACGGGAUACCGAACGAUGUGGACAAUUGUCCUUACGUCUACAAUCCGGAUCAAUAUCGCAGACCCAAUACGUUGGAAAAUAUUGGCGAGGCUUGCUGGAACGACUACGACAACGACACUGUGCCCGAUAUGCAGGACACCUGUCCCAAUAACAGCUUGAUCUGGACGACGGACUUCCGUAGGUACACGACCAUCGCUCUGGAUCCUCACGGGACCGCUCAGGAUGACCCUGUGUGGAAGAUACAUCACGGAGGUGCCGAGAUCGAACAACUCCUGAACAGCGAUCCCGGAAUUGCUAUUGGUCCCGACGUAUUCAGCGGCGUGGACUUCGAGGGCACAUUCUACAUCGAGGAUGACAAGGACGACGACUUCGUCGGAUUCGUGUUCUCGUACCAAGACAACCGACGAUUCUACAUCGUCGCCUGGAAGAAGGGCCAUCAGCCCUACUGGAAGGACCGGCCGUUCCAGGCGAUCGGUGAUCCAGGUAUUAUGUUGAAGCUCGUCGACUCGGCGACCGGGCCCGGCGAACUCCUCAGGAACAGUCUCUGGCACAAUAAGGAUACAUCGAACCAGGUGAAGAUACUCUGGCGGGAUCCGAAGCAGAUCGGCUGGAAGGAGAAGAUAUCGUACAGAUGGCAUCUGAUACACAGACCGAAAAUCGGACUGAUCAGAUUCCGGUUGUAUCAAGGGAAACAGAUGAUGGCAGAUUCCGGGAACGUGUACGACUCGACGCUGAAGGGCGGUCGUCUCGGGGUUUACUGCUUCUCACAGGAGAAGAUCACCUGGUCGAAUCUCAUGAACACGUGCAAAGAAACUGUGUCGCAAUCGAUAUGGAACGACCUGCCCGACAAUUUGAAGCACCUGGUGGCCAGUGAACCGAGCAACGAAAUAAGACGUUAACAGUCUCAACGUAGCGUUGACUACAACUUCUUUUCAAUCCCCGUUUCUAACAAUUGGAAUUGA
This is a messenger RNA of Dufourea novaeangliae, 2436 nucleotides long. RefSeq names its product cartilage oligomeric matrix protein. Gene Ontology annotation, cellular component: extracellular region. The record is from RefSeq and is a predicted model, not a curated record. Gene Ontology annotation, biological process: cell adhesion. NCBI's taxonomy places the organism in Eukaryota, Metazoa, Arthropoda, Insecta, Hymenoptera, Halictidae. Gene Ontology annotation, molecular function: calcium ion binding. The transcript is spliced from 10 exons.